CGCGCGGCCAAUAUAGCCAAUACAUAUACAUAUAUACCUCAAUAACACCCUCGAAAGUAGCAUCGCUGUGUGGUAAUCUGACAAUAUGCCUAAAAAUAAAGGAAAAGGAGGAAAAAAUCGUAGACGUGGAAAAAAUGAGAAUGAGCAGCAGAAACGCGAGUUGAUCUUCAAGGAAGAUGGCCAAGAGUAUGCGCAAGUGGUAAAGAUGUUGGGAAGUGGACGUUUGGAAGCCAUGUGCUUCGACGGCACUUCACGACUGUGUCACAUCCGCGGCAAGCUGCGUAAGAAAGUGUGGAUUGCUCAGGGAGAUAUAAUCUUAAUCGGCCUGCGUGACUACCAAGACGCCAAGGCCGAUGUUAUUGUAAAAUACAAUGCCGAUGAGGCCCGUAACUUGAAGGCUUACGGAGAGUUGCCCGAUACUGCCAAAAUCAACGAGACACCCGCCGAUGGACCUGACAUGGAGGAUGAUAUUAUGUUCGACGAUAGGGAAUAUGAUGAGGAUAUUGAUGAUAUUUAAAUAUUUUAUAGCAAACAUCGUGAGAUUGGAAGUUGUCUCUCGUAGUGGUGUACCCGUCCAUACAAAUUCCGUCUAUAACGUGCGGAAAUGAUAAGCACGCGUCCGUCGGGUUAGACGCGACCAAUUUAAUGCGCCGGAUCGGAUAAUUGCGAACUGCCUUUCGUCAUUUCUAUCGGUCUGCCCAUGGCUGGUGUCAUAUGUUAGAACUAAGGCUUAUUUCUCAGCCUGCGCUUGAUGACAUGUGCGAGGGGUACUAGUACACAUUGCGGAGCCACGCUACAAAUCAUUUUCAAUGUAGCAGAAUAAAAAUAGAUAGUAACGAAAGGUUGUAGUACACGAG
This is a messenger RNA of Sphaeroforma arctica JP610, 857 nucleotides long. Its product is annotated as eukaryotic translation initiation factor 1A. The transcript has 5 exons. Gene Ontology annotation, biological process: translational initiation. Gene Ontology annotation, molecular function: translation initiation factor activity; RNA binding. NCBI's taxonomy places the organism in Eukaryota, Ichthyosporea, Ichthyophonida. Bases 86 to 517 code for a protein of 143 amino acids. The record is from RefSeq and is a predicted model, not a curated record. Gene Ontology annotation, cellular component: cytoplasm.